Drosophila miranda is the source of this 5430-nucleotide messenger RNA. RefSeq names its product ubiquitin carboxyl-terminal hydrolase 47 (gene Usp47). The transcript has 10 exons. Gene Ontology annotation, biological process: protein deubiquitination. Gene Ontology annotation, cellular component: cytosol; nucleus. The coding region runs from base 285 to 5015 and encodes 1576 amino acids. Lineage: Eukaryota; Metazoa; Arthropoda; Insecta; Diptera; Drosophilidae. Gene Ontology annotation, molecular function: cysteine-type endopeptidase activity; cysteine-type deubiquitinase activity. The record is from RefSeq and is a predicted model, not a curated record.
CACUGAACAGCAGCCGCAGCCGAACGAACAACAAAAAACAAUUUUAAAAAUGUCGAGUCGAGUUUCAUUUUAACCAAAUUUAGAUAGUACACCAUUUGGAUGACACCAUUGUACGCCAGGAACAAGCCGUACAGCCGCACGGACUGCCGCACCCUCUCCCCCACACACACACACCGCAUAAACACUGCAGUAUUUUCACACUUGUAGUUGAGGUGAGUGGAGCCGCAGAAGAAGAAGGAGGACUUUUCCCAGCUUUUGGCUUGAAAACAUCCAGGAGCCACGAGAUGACAGACAAGGAGAUCGAGCAGUGCACCGUUUCUGUCUUCGACCAGACCCCAGGCUCGGAGGAAAAGAAGAUCAAUGUGGUGGUGCGGCCGCAUUUUACAGUCCAGCGGGUCAUAGAACUGAUUGGCACCCAGUUUCCCUGCGGAAAGUUUGAGCUUAUUCUACAGCCCCACGAGGGCAAGGAUCUGGUCCACUUAAACGCAUUGGACACUCAGCUGCUGUACGAUGUGAACGGCUUUGAGCGACAGCAGAAGAAUCAUCUGGUACUGCUACCCUCCGGCAGCUGGGAUGGUGAUGUGACCAAGCGCUUCGAGCUGCCCAUGAAGAAGGCUCAGGUGGGGGUCAGCCCCAAGGACCCAACCACCAAGUCCAGCGAUCAGAAGUCCAAGACAUCAGCCACUGGCGAGAAGAAGAAAAAGGUGGGCGAGAAGACAAAAAAGAAGUCAUCAUCGGGCUCAUCGUCACCGAGAAAGACAAAGGCAACGAGCGAGGACUCUGCUUCCAGCCCUAAGGCAGGGGCAAACUCAGAAGAGAGUCCAAAGGCAGGCGGCACCGCAGAGGAGAAGCCAAAGCCCAGCAGCAGCUCAGAGAAAAGUCCAAAGACAGGAGGCUGCUCAGAGGACAAGCCAAAGGCCGGAAGCAGCUCAGAGGAUAGUAUAAAGGCAAGUAGCAACUCAGAGGGCAAGCCAAGGCCAGGGGGCAGCUCAGAGGACAGGUCAAAGACCAUAGCUGAGGUCAAUUCAGAGGACGCUAUUGAUGUCAGGCCAGAAGAAAGUUCUGACGUCAGUCCGGUCCAUGCCAAACUAGUUUUCAAGGAGAAGGAGAAAACUACUAGCGAUGCCUGCUACGACCUGCCCAUGGACGAGCUAAACAAGGCGGUGACACACGAUCUGAUGUCGCCCGUCGACGAUCUGCCCUCGGAACUGUUCAACGUGAGUCCCGUCUCGGAUGCAGAACCACUGUCGGACGAUGACCUGGCCCUGGGCGCCUCGGCCAGUCCCACACUGAUGGGAGCCGGCUAUGACUUUGGACCAGCAGUCGGCGAUGGUGAGGGGUCAGUCGGUGAGGGUGACCAGGCAGCCGGUGGCGAAGAUGCAGGCGAAGUUUCGGGUCUGUCCAAGUUCUAUCGACGCAAGUACGGCGGCGACGAGCUGCCCUCGUGGCAGCGCAUGAACUCCACGGCGGCAGAUCUAGUGGCAUCGGCCACCACGGAGACUGAGCCUCGACCCACUGCUGGCCCCAAGGGAUACGUGGGACUGGUGAAUCAGGCCAUGACCUGCUACCUGAACAGUCUGCUGCAGGCGCUCUACAUGACGCCAGAGUUCAGGAACGCCCUGUACCGAUGGGAGUUCGACAACGACAACGAGGCGAAAAACAUCCCAUAUCAGCUGCAGAAGCUGUUCCUCAAUCUCCAGACAUCGCCCAAGUCCUCGGUGGAGACCACGGAUCUGACGCGCAGCUUCGGCUGGGACUCGACGGAAGCCUGGCAACAGCACGACAUCCAGGAGCUGUGCCGUGUCAUGUUCGAUGCAUUGGAGCAAAAGUUCAAGAACACCAAGCAGGCGAAUCUCAUCUCGAACCUCUACGAGGGCAAGAUGAACGACUACGUGAAAUGUUUGGAGUGCAAUACGGAGAAGACGCGCGAGGACACCUUCCUGGACAUACCGCUGCCGGUGCGUCCGUUUGGCAGCAACUCUGCCUACGGCAGCAUUGAGGAGGCCCUGCGCGCCUUCGUCCAGCCAGAAACGCUCGAUGGGAACAAUCAGUAUCUCUGCGAGAAGUGCAAGAAGAAGUGCGAUGCCCACAAGGGGCUGCACUUCAAGUCCUUCCCCUACAUCCUGACACUGCACCUGAAACGCUUCGACUUUGACUACACGUCCAUGAACCGCAUCAAGCUGAACGACAGAGUGACCUUCCCGCAGACGCUCAACCUGAACACGUUUGUCAAUCGCACUGCAAACGGCGAACAGUACCAAAUGAACGGCGGAACAGCGGCGGAAGAUUGCAGCACAGCGGAUAGCGGCUCCACGAUAGAGGAUGACAAUCUGAGCAGCGGCGUGGGGACCACAGCCAGCUCUAGCCAGCAUGAGAACGAUCUAAAUGACGAGGACGAGGGCAUCGAUAUGAGCAGCAGUACCAGCAAAAGUGCCAAGCAGGGCUCGGGACCAUAUAUGUAUGAGCUUUUUGCCAUUAUGAUCCAUUCGGGGAGUGCCUCGGGAGGUCAUUACUAUGCCUACAUCAAGGACUUUGACAGCAACGAAUGGUUCUGCUUCAACGAUCAAAAUGUGUCCUCAAUCACACAGGAAGAUAUACAACGCUCCUUUGGCGGACCAAAUGGCAGCUACUACUCCAGCGCUUACACUUCUAGCACCAAUGCCUACAUGCUGAUGUACCGACAGGUGGAUGGCAAACGGAACGAGCACACCGCCAAAGCUGCAGACUUCCCCGAGCAUAUCAAGACGCUGCUGCCAAAGCUACAUUCGGAGGAGGAAACGCGAGUAGCACGCAUUGGACGGCACAUCACUGUUACCGAUCUGGCGCUGCCGGAGCUGUACAAGCCACGCGUCUACUUCUACAAUCCCUCGCUCAAGAAGAUGAAGAUCACGCGGGUCUACCUGUCCCAGAGCUUUGACAUCAAUCUCGUGCUGACUUCCGCAUACGAGAUGUUGAAUGUCGAACAAUUUGCGCCCAUUGCCCGCUGUCGCCUGGUGGCCUACAAUUCGGCCAUGGACACGAUAAUCCAAUCGCUGGAGAGCUACACCGAUCCGGCGCUGACAGAGCUGCGAGCCGCCCAAAACUACAAUCUAGACUUCCUGCUGGAGUAUCGGGCCGAGGAUCAGACAUUCGAGACGUACGAGCCAGACGGCAUCACUUGGUAUGUGUUUAUGGUAGAUCUAUCGACGAUGGCCAUGGACGGUCCCUUCCUGGUUUACUCAGCAGCGCGGGAACGAGAGCCCAGUGACGUUCUGCGUCACUCCAUUGCCGUGCGGCUGCACAUCAACGAGCAGCAGUUCCUGCUUUCCACCGUACGCGGCGCUGUACCCAAGGCUUUUGUCGUAUACGAUCCCCAUCCCACACCUGAUGCGCAGCAGCAGCUCCAGAAUCUGGCCAACAGCCAAUUCAAAUAUAUCACAUAUUUCUAUUUGAAUGUCCCCAACACAGACGCCGCCAGUCUCGAGAUGUUGGGCGUGCCAAUUAGCGAGUGCCGCCUCGAGCCUCCUCCCAGCAGCGGUGCGGAUGUUGUGGAUGCCGCCAUGAUGAAUGGCGUGGGUUCCGGGCAGGAUUUAUCCUGCAAUGACUCUGAGUGGCGGCGUUACAAGCGGGAUUUGCUGGAGCCGCUGAACCAGCCAAGCCAUGGCCAAGAGUCCAAUUCGGAGGACAGCAGCCUGAGCGAUGGGGAUCGCACUCUGGUGGAGGCCGAAAACAUAACGAAUCGCGGCGGUGGCGACAGUCAAGUGAGCUCCACCAGCCACUCACCGCAAUUGUCUAGUCCCGAGGAUGAGGCCGCCUCCCACGAUGCCAUGAUGCGCGUGCACGCCUAUUGCAAUGGCAGCUACACGGCCGCAGACGCCGUGGAGCCCAUCCUCCUGCCCACGAGCACAACGCACUUCUUUCAUGCUUGCAAGGUAGAGUGCGUGGACGUGACUAGCAGCUCCAGUUCGAGCCAUCAGUCCGACGACGAGGCACAGCUGAGGAAACCCACCCGCGCCUACAAACUGCUGGUAGGCACCCACAUGCGGAUGGCUGCCUUUAAGCAACACAUCGAACAGCUGAUCCAGGUGCCCAGCGCCUACUUCAAGCUGCAGAGGAAGCAUGAAAACAACGUCUCUAUCAGCCAAACCACCUCGCUGGUCUACCUCACCGAGGGCGAGACCCUGACCGUGGAGCUGGGCAAGACACUGCAGUCUGACGAGUACAAGGCGAAGAUUCAGUUCUUGCGACUGGCCGACGUGGACAACGAAACCUCGCGACUGCCCUGCGCCUGUGAGUGGGUAUAUAAUGGUAGCACCACAGUUGAGCAGGCCAAGCAGGAACUGGUGGCGAAGCUGCAUCGCAUGGAUACCAAGUACUCCACCCUCACGGUAGACAAUUGUCGCAUGUGGUUGAAGGGCGGUCGCAGCUCCAUCAAGAUACUGGCAAACGAUGAGCACCUGUUCAGCGACAUAAGCUCUACAAUCACCACGGAGUUUAUUCUGCAAGAGUGCGAAGAGGGUGUCGAUCCGCAGCCGAAGGAUGAUUCUCUUACCAUAUUCGUGAGGCGCUGGUGUCCGAGCAAGCUGGAGUUUGGCAAAUUCCAGGAAAUCACCUUGGAAAACGACAGCGAGAUAAGGCAAUCGUUGUCGGAGAUUAGCAGCAUCGCAGUCGACAAAUUGAGCUACAUGAAGGUAAACAGUAACUUCCCCUGCACAAGCAUAUCAGCGCUCAGUGUAAACGAGUCCACCAGCUGGUACUCGGUGCCGACAACCAGGGACAAGUAUCCGCUAAGUACCACACAGGCGGGCAGCAUUUUCUUGUACAAAGAUAAGAGCAUACCCGUGCGAGAGCUGACACUGGAGGAGCGGCGCCAGAUUGAUGCGAGGGAGAAGGCUCGCCUGGAUCGUCUGGGUUGUGUGACUACCACACGCUACUCGCAGCGCCGCGAGCGAGCGCUCAAGAUCUACGUGGACUCGUCGGAGAAGGCAAACAACGCCACAGCCUCGGCACCCAUGGAUGCGCAUGUUGAUAAUUAGUCUUGCAUGGGGAGCUGCCGCUUGCAAUAGUAGAUGAUCAGAAGAACUAUAGAAAGCUCCUAGGCAAACGGCAGACCAUGAAAUCCCACACAGCCUAUUAUAGUCAAAGAUUCUCCUCUCAUCCUGCUUCAAUCUAUUAUCAGCAUACUCGUAUUUCUUUUGUUGUUUGUCGGCGGAGGGUGGGCGGAUCGUGAGCUGGGCUAAGCGGCAUAGGUUACGAAGUUAUUCUUGCAACUUUCGUAUUACAAGAGUUCAAAGAUGAGACUGUGUAAAAUUUAAACUAAAAACGCGAAACAAAACGCCAGAUGCAAGAAACCCAAAUUACAAUUGUAAAAUGUGAAUGUGAACAUCAAAAAAACUAAAUUAAAUCGUAUCAAAUAAAAACAAUAGAGCCUCGAGUGCAUUAAUUCUGCAA